This is a messenger RNA of Exaiptasia diaphana, 2761 nucleotides long. RefSeq names its product E3 ubiquitin-protein ligase UHRF1. Gene Ontology annotation, biological process: negative regulation of gene expression via chromosomal CpG island methylation; protein ubiquitination. The transcript is spliced from 10 exons. The coding region runs from base 85 to 960 and encodes 291 amino acids. The record is from RefSeq and is a predicted model, not a curated record. Gene Ontology annotation, molecular function: ubiquitin protein ligase activity. Lineage: Eukaryota; Metazoa; Cnidaria; Anthozoa; Actiniaria; Aiptasiidae.
AUUGAUGUGCGAAGAGGUACAGUGUGUGCAGUUGUGUUGAAAGAAGAGUAUAAAGUUAGAUUAUUUCUACAAAACAACAUCACCAUGAAUAAUUUAAGCGAAUAUGAAAAGAUUCGCCUUGAGAACAUUGCAGAAAACAAGAGAAUUUUGGCGGAAUUGGGUUUUGACAAGCCGUUCAUGCCAAGUUUCCAUAAGAAUCCGCCGCUAAAAAGAAAACGUAAAGAGAAAGUGUGCAAAGAACGAAAGAAGCCACUUUUGUCAAUUCCAGAGCUGAAAAACGACRACAAUGGAAGGCCAAGGACAAGAAGCUCGGCAAGACUAGCGGGAAAGGAGCCACAAUACUUUCAAGGGGUAGAUGAUGAAUUAGAGAGUAUAAAAGAAAGAACAAAGAAAGUUAAAGAGAUAAAAGAAAAUGUCUUUGGCCAUAUUCCAGGAAUUGAGAUUGGUGCAACAUGGAUUUCAAGGUCUGAUUGUGGUGCUGAUGGUAUACACCGAAUGACUGUAGCUGGUAUUCAUGGGAAUGGAAGAGAUGGGUGCUUUUCUGUUGCACUGUCAGGGGGAUAUGAAGAUGAUAUUGACUAUGGAGAGUGUUUUACAUACACUGGGUCAGGUGGAAGAGAUUUGAAAGGAACCAAAUCCAAGCCAAAGAAUCUACGAACAGCACCACAAUCAAAGGAUCAAAUGCUGACCAAUGGAAAUGAAUCACUUAUACUGAGCGUUGGUACAAAGAAACCUGUGAGAGUAAUAAGAGGGUACAAGCUGAAUAGCCCAUUUGCUCCUGAAGAAGGGUAUAGAUAUGAUGGGCUUUACACUGUAGAGAAGUACUGGCAAGCAAUUGGAGCUAGUGGGUUUAAGGUAUACAAAUAUGCAAUGAAAAGAUGUAAAGAUCAGGCCCCUCCACCUUGGGAAACAAAUUCCCAAGAAGACAACAAUGAAGAGGACUGCACAAAUAGUGACUGAAAUUACCUCCAAACAUUUGUCAAACAAAACUUUGUUACAUUGGAAACAUUUUGAAACUUGUGCUGAAAUAUGGUUUAGCACAAGAAUUGUUAAGUGAGAUAUAUAAUUAUUAUCAUUGCACUGUCCAUCUAUUAUCUUUUAUUUCCAGAAAACUGAAUGAUUUAAUUGAUCUUUCUGCAAAGCAUCGUAAGUUGUUGAAAGUCUUUUCAGAAUUCCCCUUGGCUCAAAACAACAUGCAAAAAUGCAGAUUUUGCUUCACUAUUUAAGUGCCUUAAUUGUCUUAGAAUAAAAUGAAUGGUGGGAGUCUUAUAGCAUGGAGCCCCCAAUCUUGUUUAAUAAUAGCAAAAAAGUGUURUAUACCAUGUUGGCAGAUUUUCUUGAGGAAUUGUUGUACAGUGAAGAAACAAGUUACUAUCUUCAGCAUUAGAGUUGUAUUAUUUUAUUAAWAAUUGAUAGUUCAGAUGUGAUUCUCCAUUUGCUGUUUAAUAUUACAUUUGAUUUAGAUUUUAUCAAUUCAAUUUUUAUUUUUAAGCAAGUUACUUGUUCAGGAAAUACUUGUAUGAAACUAUUGUAUAGAAGAACUGAAAAUAACAGCUUUGUCAUCAAUUAUUUUCUUAGUUUGUGGAUCAAUUGAUCCAUCAUUAGGUAAACUAAGGUGACGCAAGUUACUUUUUACAGGUAAAAAAACAAAUGCAUGAUAAAAAUGUAUGUAAAAGUAUGGCAUGCCAAAGCAUAUGCACAUGCUAAGAUUUUAGUUUCAUCCCAGUCAAUUUCAUAGCUGUUGGUGUCUGACACAAGCAGACUGCAGACUUGCAGACCGCAGACUGCAGACUGUAGACUGCAGACGAAAUAAUUUAUUUGCAUUCCACAUAGCUGUUACAGUUUGUGAGUUCUGAAAAGAUGAUAUUUCUCUUUUUCCUCAUCUGAUACAGACUUUCUUUUCUUCUUGUCUCUAGUUGUGGACUAUAUUUGUUUUUUAACCUCUGCASUCAUUUGUAUUACCUGACAUAAUGAUUUAUACCAUCUAAAAGGUCAGAAAAUAAAUUAAUCAUUUUGUUGGAUGUAACUGAAGCUGUUAUUUGAAAUUAUGAGUAUUAUAUAGAGUACCUUACAAAWUUUUUUCUUGUUUGGAUUUGUUUAUAUAUUUCCUUAAGGGCGGCAUGGGGAAAAGUUGCGACAAAUGUUUGUUAUGAGAAAGAUCAAAUUUAAAAUUGUUUGUAUGUGAUCAGACAAACAUGACAUUGCUUACAUUUGCUAUGCUACAACAUUAAAUAGUUUGGUCAGUUUUUCAUGGAUUUUAGCAUAAAUAGCUCUCAGGAUGCCCCUCUGGUCUGGUUAUGCUGUAUUGUGCUCGUAAGAAUGUACUCAUUCCCGUUUUUAUAGAUUAGUACCGUUGAUGAGAUACAGUUGUUUAGUAUAUAAUUGCUUUGGUGCAUUAUUUUUCUUGUUAUGACUCAGAUUUAGCUUUCAAUAGUCGACCUUCAUGGUUACCUGCACCAUCCUGAAAGGUAGCYGUGCCUUCACAUGGAAGCGAGACAACCGUUGAGCGUGCAAUGAUAGAUACCUGUGAAUAAUUKUCUGUAGGUGUGAAAGAAAGUUUCUAUCAUUGCACACUCGAUGGUCGUCUCGCUUCGAUGCAAAGGCACCGCUACCUUUCAAGAUGGAGCAGGUAACYKUGAAUUUUAAACUUGAUCUUUCUUUGGGCAUUGGCAUGAAUUACCUGUAUAUUUUAGUUCUAUUUUAGUUUUAUUUAAAUGUGUUUUUAGGUUAAUUUUGUGUAAUAAACAUUGUUACAAGACCA